AUGUCUCAGGUACCAGCGGAACUUAUCAACGUUCCGCCUGAAUUAUUCCCACGGUUGGAGGAUGACAAACACCUUCGUACUAAGCACAAAGACCGGUGGGACCUACUUAGACCAGUAAUUGUCGAGUUGUAUACUGGCAAUUAUGGAAAGAACGACAAGCCACCCACCAUCGCCCAGAUUGUCGCUUUUAUGAAGAAACACUAUUCGUUCCAUGCUGCGGCGAGCGAAUAUCCCCAUCACUUCCGGGCCUGGAAGGUGAGCGACCGGCGUCUGACCAAGGCCAAGCUGAACGAGAUCGCUGUGGCUUUGGAAAGGCGUCCUACAGCCGAGAUAAGUACUUCCAAAGUUUCACUCAAGCGCGGUGCUUGUGAAGCAAAGCUUGAUGUCCGACAAGUCAAACGACAUCUGGCAAAUAACACUUCUUCUUCAAAACCCGAGAUCAUGCAGUCAGGGUGGCUAUCCUCUUGGACCUUACCAUAUGCUGCGUUUGUAUCAACAUUACCCAAGAAUCCCGACGCCGCCUCUCCUUAUGGGACACAGUCAGCAACACCCGGUUAUCUAGGGAUCAGUAACUCUAACAUAACGUCCCCUCAUGGUGAAGGCGCCGGUCCAUCUCCAAAUACGCAGCUUCUUCUUCAGAGAGCAAGAGACCAUCGGACGAGCCUAUUUUUGCAGGGACGUUUGGAGGAUCUUAUCAUCAGUAUGAGCCAAGACGAUCGGAGGCAGGUCAGCCAUUCAUUAUCUUGUACUGAAACCUUGGAAACGUCUCCACCGUCAAUCAUCAAUGUUCCGACACCAUCUGGCUUCACACCGUCAGCCUCUUUCGAAUUCCCUUCGAGUCCAUUAUUGACAGAUGCCUCAAAUCAUAUCGACAUCAUCAAUCCACCAACCAAUCUAUGUCGGUGGUCCAUUCAUGUCGAGGAAAUCGACUAUGAACCACUUUCAGAGGAGCAGCCUGAUUCAUUACCAACAUCCAUGUCAUUUCCGGAAUGUCUUCAAAACUCUAUCUCAACAGGAGACUUCACAGAACUUCGGAAUGACAAUUUGCCUCUUUCUCACGAGACCAUCGUCCACUCUUUGACUAAGAAUCCUAAGGCUCUCGAACUUGACUCUUGGAAACUGGCAAUCAUGGCCGGCAACGAUGAUUUGCUAUACCAUUUGGGGAGGGGGAAAAACAGAAAGCAAAUUCAGGAAGAGGUCAAAUCAAUAUACCCAUAUCACCUUGCAGCUUCAUUUCUCAAUGGAGGCGGCCCGUGUUGCGCGAUUUUUGAUGCCUUGGACAAGGUAGUAGGGCGCUUAUAUUUGCUUCAACACAAUAUCAAUGACUUGGGACAUACAAUUUUGGAUUCACUAUUGGUUUCAAUCUUGCGCUCACAUACGAGCGUCCAACCGGAGAUGGUCAGCGACGAGUUUCGAGCACUUUCGAGGUUCCCCGGCGAAGAAAAGGACAUCUGCGGCAGGUGGGACGCUGACAGUCCUGAGGUACGGGGACUCUUUUCUCAAGGCUAUGCCAGGAUUCCUACCAGAUGGAAACAUCCUUUUUGCCAUUCCGCCGUACAAGCAGUAUGUCACUGCGCGUUGUCAUUAUUCGCACCCAUGACCCGUGCCAACAUAGACUGCCUGAGUGGUCUUUUCGUACGCCGUUGUACAGAGUGCGGUAUGGAGCUUAGAUUGGGGCCACUUCAUGCACUUGUUACGACAGCCUUCUUCUUGGGGCAGUCCGGCAUGUCAGGAGAGACAUUAUUCGGACCUCUGGCUAUUCUUGUAUGUCUCAUCCACAUGGACGUCGAUGUCAAUAUGAGAAUGGACAUUUCAGUUGAGGAGAUACUACGGACGUCGGAAGCGGGACAAUGCCGCCAUAGACCCAUGACGGCAUCUGAGAUGAUGCUGUGUGUCCCUGCGAGUGUUGUUCACAAUUGGACCAAUGCUUGUCAGGUUGGUUGGGACUGCCUGCUGCAUACACUACGUUUGGCAGAGGCCCGCUCGUCGGACACGGAGAAUCCGUAUCGAGACGAUCGCGAUAGUCCAGAGAGUGAAUUGUCAGCGCGUGGAAUAGACGGCGAAUCGCAAUCUUCUAAAUGUGGAUUGCUGGACUUCCACUACAACACAGCAUUCAAGUGCACCCAUAAAAAGAUUGGAAUUAUGUGGGCCACGAUACAAGCGGAAUUUUUAACGUAUCGUCGAUUGACGGUCAACGACCUCUGGAUCUCCGAAAAGUUUCAAAUGCUGGCAUUGCAGGCCUGGCUCAAAGGUGAGACACAAGGUUUCAAUACGCCGCUGGUGGUGCAAGGUAUGAUGAAGACAUAUUCAAGGUGCGGCUGGUUCUACGAAGACAAGUAUAACCCUUUCACGAUUGCAACAACCUCGGACGUUUGCAAGGAGUGGUUUGCCAAUCUUAACGAUUAUAAAAGGACAACAUUUAUUCCUGAGGUAGGUGUUUAG
This is a messenger RNA of Fusarium graminearum PH-1, 2442 nucleotides long. RefSeq lists its product as uncharacterized. NCBI's taxonomy places the organism in Eukaryota, Fungi, Ascomycota, Sordariomycetes, Hypocreales, Nectriaceae. The coding region runs from base 1 to 2442 and encodes 813 amino acids. The transcript has 4 exons. The record is from RefSeq and is a predicted model, not a curated record.